ACUUCAUAAGUAUUAAACAUGGAACAUCACCAGAUGGAAAGCAAUGCACAAUAGUCACAACAAAAGAUCAUUUAAAGUUAGAUGCUGUUCGCAGAGACCUAUCAUCAAAAGGAGACAAGUCAACAUCAAAGAAAAGAAAAAGAGACAGUGAUUCUAGCGGUGAUGUGGUAUUGUCAUCAACUCCUGCUGAAAUGAAGCCCAGGCUUGAAUCAGUUGAUGACAUUGAGAGUCUUUUAUCAAUGCCAACUAUGAAGGAGAUGGAAAACAAAAAAGUUGGGGAAGAAAUUUUGGAUUUACUCAAUGUACCAUCACAUAAGGAACAAUCUACAGUUGAAAAAUUCAAGUCUCAAGGUGGAGCAUUUGUUCAUGAGUUCUGUGAUCAUGGCACAAGAGGAGAUUGUAGAAAGAACAAUCCACAGAGUCAACCUUGUAGGAAGGUCCACUUCAGAAAAAUUAUCCAAAAGCAUACAGAUGAAUCUCUUGGAGACUGCUCAUUUCUAAACACUUGUUUUCACAUGGAUACUUGCAAGUAUGUUCAUUAUGAGGUUGAUUACAGUGAUGUUGAAAUGAACAAAGAAGAGAAAGAAAAAGACAAGAAAAAGGAGGAUAAGACAUCUUUGACAAAAACUGCAGAGGAAGAAAACCGAGUCAUACUCUACCCACCUCAGUGGAUUCAGUGUGACAUGAGGUAUUUUGAUAUGACUGUGUUAGGCAAGUUCUCUGUAGUAAUGGCAGAUCCACCGUGGGAUAUUCAUAUGGAGUUACCUUAUGGUACAAUGUCAGAUGAUGAGAUGCGUAAGCUAGAUGUUCCUUCUCUUCAAGAUGAAGGUUACAUUUUCCUUUGGGUCACUGGACGCGCCAUGGAAUUGGGUCGAGAAUGUUUGAAACUUUGGGGUUACGCGCGGUGUGAUGAGUUAAUCUGGGUUAAAACAAACCAGUUACAAAGACUUAUAAGAACGGGAAGGACUGGGCACUGGCUUAAUCACGGAAAGGAACAUUGCCUGGUUGGUGUGAAAGGAGAUUGUAAGAAUUUUAACAGAGGUCUGGACUGUGAUGUUCUAGUCGUGGAGGAGAGACAGACAAGUCACAAACCAGAUGAAAUCUAUGGAGUGAUUGAAAGGCUUGCACCAGGCACAAGGAAAAUAAAACUGUUUGGAAGACAGCACAACGUUCAACCGAACUGGUAAGUAGUUUAUUUCAUACUUCUUGAAAGGAAAAAGUAGAAACUGGAUCGUAACAUUAUGCUAAGUUUGUGUGUAGGACGGUAUUUUCUCAAAAUUCAAGGCCGAGUGUCAUUUUCAGGUCUUAUUGGUAUCCCUGGGCACCUUCACACCGUCAACGUUUGAGUAUUCUAUUUGUUUUGCUCCUUUGGAAGCUCAGUGGAGAGAAAUUUACAGGUUUACACUUAAAAAGUGUGGCAGGUGCGGUGGCCUCAUGUUCAGUGCGCUCGUCUCCGGAUCGAGCGGUCCUGGUUCGAGCCCUGGCCGUGGACAUUGUAUUGUGUUCUUGGCCAAGACACUUUACUCUCACAGUGCCCCUCUCUACCCAGGUGUAUAGAUAGGUACCGG
Orbicella faveolata is the source of this 1568-nucleotide messenger RNA. RefSeq names its product N(6)-adenosine-methyltransferase catalytic subunit METTL3-like. Gene Ontology annotation, molecular function: mRNA m(6)A methyltransferase activity. NCBI's taxonomy places the organism in Eukaryota, Metazoa, Cnidaria, Anthozoa, Scleractinia, Merulinidae. The record is from RefSeq and is a predicted model, not a curated record. Gene Ontology annotation, biological process: RNA methylation; mRNA modification. Gene Ontology annotation, cellular component: RNA N6-methyladenosine methyltransferase complex; nucleus.